AUUGGUGACUCAUUGCGACAGCUGCGAUCCUCGUGCCUUGCAGUGUCCCCGCGUGCUACUCGCGCCCAAUCUAGAAGCUACAAUAAGAGAGAUCGCUGUUCGCUAACUGCGAUCCGAGGGGAAGAUGACUGCGGUAGUUUCGGUGUUCACCGGAAGGCUGGCCCUGGUUACGGGAGGCGCCAGCGGCAUCGGCAAGGCUGUCUGCGGGGCGCUCGCCGCAGAAGGUGCCAUUGUGGUGGUGGCCGACAAGCAGUUCGAUGCAGCGAAGGAGGUCGCAGAGUCACUGCCAGGUGACGCCAAGCAUCGGGCCAUUUAUGUGGACGUUGGCGAUGCUUCGUCCGUGGAGCAGCUCUUCAGGGACAUCAGGCACGCAUUCUCGGAGCCGCUCAGCAUAGUCGUCAACUCGGCGGGAAUUCUGCGCAAGUGUUCCCUCGUCGAUUGUACGGACGAGACCUUCGAUGACGUCAUCAGGGUAAACCUCAAGGGCACCUUCCUGGUGAAUCGUGCAGCUAGCCGUGACAUGCUCCGAUCUGGCAUACCAUUGCCCGAUGGUGGUGCGGCCAUCGUUAACGUAUCCAGCAUCGAGGCCAAAAGCGGCUUCUGGUCGUCCGCCGUGUACUCCGCCUCCAAAGCCGGCAUCGUGGCCCUCACCAAGUCGGCGGCGCAGGAGCUGGCGGGGCACGGCAUCCGCUGCAACGCAGUGCUGCCGGGCUGGACGGACACUCCCCUGGCAGCAAGCAGCGACGAAGCUGUCAAAGCUCAGGCGCUGGCACUGAUGCCUAUCAAGAGGCCUGCUGAGCCCCGUGAGAUCGCGGAGGCUAUCAAGUUCCUCUGCUCACCGACUGCCAGUUCCUAUGUCAACGGCGCAGCUCUUGAAGUCACCGGAGGCUUCUGCAUGUGAAUUCGCUCCUUCCGCGUGACCUGUAGGCUUUCCUAUACAAGUACAGACGGGCACUCUCACUAUACUUCCACGCGUAUCCACCGCUUAUGGGGUUCGCCACUGUCACCACAUCCCGCACUUGCACUUCUGUGGCGCUUAUCCUAGUGCUGAACAUACCUCACAGAAGUGUCCUCCAAACAUACCCUCUUCCCCAUCCCUACACUCAACUCAUUCCAUUGCUCCGAGUGGCUGACUCAAGCCACCUCCAUCGACAACCACCAAUUCUUGUCUGAGUUCUUUGGAAUUCACUCUACUGAACGCAUGCAGUGACCCACCGUAACGACUUUUUCAUUAUCGCUUGUGCUAUUCAAUAAAAUAAACAAGUGGCGCCUCAAA
This is a messenger RNA of Dermacentor albipictus, 1276 nucleotides long. Its product is annotated as (3R)-3-hydroxyacyl-CoA dehydrogenase-like. NCBI's taxonomy places the organism in Eukaryota, Metazoa, Arthropoda, Arachnida, Ixodida, Ixodidae. Gene Ontology annotation, molecular function: oxidoreductase activity. The record is from RefSeq and is a predicted model, not a curated record.